CUGAGGCCUCCCGGCCUCCCCGCCGCCUCAGCCCCUCCCUGGGCGCUGUCCUCCGCCUCAUUGGCCUCUUAUCUCCCCAGUAACCAGAUCACAACAGUGAGCUUGCAGCACCGAGGAUAGGUCAGGGUACUCGUGCAGGAGACCCGCCCUCUUUGGCCAUGAUGCCUUUGGGACUCUCUGCAAUGAGCAUCCGCUCAGAGGGCAGCGAGGUCUUCCAGGAGGGCCUGGACUGGGAGCUGAGCCGACUGCAGCGACAGUGCAAGGUGAUGGAGACGGAGAGACAGACCUACAGCAAGGAGGUCCACCAGCGCAUCCAGAAGCAGCUGGAGGAGAUCCGGGGCCUGGAGGAGGCGCGGGCCAAGCUCCAGAUGCAGAUCGGCGCGGCCCAGAGCCAGGCGAAGCGGUUGCGAGACAGCGAGAGGCUGGAGAGCAUGGGUCAGCUGCUCAGGUGCAGGGUCCAGGCCCAGGCGGAGGCAGAGGAGCUGCAGGAGCAGAGCCGAGUCCUGGACCAGCAGAUCCAGGAGUGGGAGGCCCGGAUCUUCACCCAGAGCAAGGUUGCCAUGGCUCCGGGAUUCACCCUGGACCAGAAAGUCAAGAUCCGGCGGAGGAUCAAGAUCUUGGAGGACCAGCUGGACAGGGUCACCUGUCGCUUCAAUGUCCAGCUCAUGCGCAACUCCGCCCUGAGGGAGGAGCUGGACCUGUUGCGCAUUGAGCGGAACCGGUACCUGAGUGUGGACCGCAAGCUGAAGAAGGAGAUCCACCUCCUGCAGCAGAUGGUCAGCACCCUCAUUGCCUCUUCCACCUCAGCCUACGCUGUCAGGGAGGAGGCGAAGGCCAAGAUGGGCAUGCUGCGGGAGCGGGCGGAGAAGGAGGUGGCGCAGAGCGAGACGGAGGCGCAGAUCUUGCUGAGGCAGGUGUCGCACCUGGAGCAGCUGCAUCGCUUCCUCAAGCUCAAGAACAACGAGCGGCAGCCGGAUCCCGCCAUCCUGCAGAAGCAAGAGCAGCGGGUCCGCGAGGCGGCGGAAGGACUCCGAAAGACCUCCCAGGAGAGGCUGGUGUUGCGGUAUGAGGACGCCCUGACUAAACUGUCCCAGCUGACGGGCGAGAGCGACCCCGACCUGCUGGUGCAGAAGUACCUGGAGAUCGAGGAGCGCAACUUCGCCGAGUUUAACUUCAUCUACGAGCAGAACUCAGAGCUACACUACCUCAGAGAAGAGAUCCAAGAGAUCCGGGAGGCCUUGGCCAGCGAGCGGGUGCGCUCGGAGAGCCCACGCCUGCUCGAGGAGCAGCGUGUUGCCCUGCAGCAGCGUGUGGACGUCGUGUGCGCCGAGGCUGAGCAGCUAGAGGCCCGGUGCCAGAGCCUGCGGGAGCUGCUGGAGAGGCUCAAGGCCGAUAUCCAGCUCCUCUUCACCAAGGCCCAUUGUGACAGCAGGAUCAUCGAUGACCUCCUUGGAGUCAGGACCCACACACGGGAUCGGGACAUAGGUCUCUUCCUGGGCAUCAUCGAGAAGCGGUUGGUGGAGCUCCUAACAAUGCAGGCCUUCCUGGACAUGCAGAAUCAGUCCUCCUCUGCUGAUGCUGCGCUCCUGGUCCUGGGCCAGAGACAGGAGGGGCCUCCAAAGAAGAUGGACACGCUGCAGCCCCCUGACAAUCUAGAGGACCCCGCUGGCUUUGUGGCGACAGACAGCUACCCCUUGAGCAGGGAGGAGCUGCUGCAUCUCGUGGUGAAGUCGGUGAAGCUCCGGGAGCUGGCGCAGGAGCAGAACCAGAAGGAGCUGUCUGAGGCCACGAGGAAGUUGGACGGCACUCUGAUCGCCGGGUUCUCCAGCACCUCCAGGAAGACCAGUGGGAUGCCCGGGUCCAUCCUGAGCCACAGGACCAGUAAAGGCCGAGGCCCUGGCUCCAUCGGCCGCGUCACUUUUGGCAUUCCCAGCUCCAGCACAGGCCAGGUGUCCAGACCCGACACCUUUGGGGACCACAGCUUCAGUGCUGGCGGGGCACAGGGGUCCAGCCUGGCCUCGAGUGGGAGCCACAUGACCUCCAUUCCCAGGGGCUCUGGCAGCCACCAGGUCUCCACUGGCUAUGUGGAGUCCAGCAGAGACCAGGAAAGCUUUGGAGGUGACAUAGAGAGCAGAGGUGCAGAGUCAGACUUGAGCGGAGGUCCUGCCUCCUCCGCCCCUAAGGACUCCCAAGGCUGACUAGGGCCACCCUGCUCCACUCUGCCUGACUCUCAGCAGAUUUGCACUUUGCCUUGAGUCUCUCUGCCUCUCUCUCCCAGCCCAGGCCUCUGUGGUUCUCUGGCCCUCCACCUGUUUCCAUCUGCUUGUUUUUGUUGCCCAUCCCCAUCUCCUUGGCCCUAACCCUCUGCUGUCCCCCGUCCUGCUCUGCCUCCCCAUCUCUGGCUCCCUCUCCUCACCUCCAUCUCCCUGCUUUCCCCACUCUCCUGGCAUCGCAUGUUCCUGCAUCUACAGCUCCUCAGUCCUUACCCUCCAAGACCCCCAGUACUAACCAGAUGAGCUGGGACCAUGGGAAAUAAAGGCCAGAGGUCAGUGUGUACCACAGCCUGGUUACAAACUAAAUCUAAGCAGAUGACCCAUCAUCUGCCUUCCUAACCCAGGAAGGUAAUACUUUGAGUCUCGUUCCCCUCAAAAUGGGUGAGUGAGUAGGCUUGAGACAAGGCUGCUUCCUCUACUUGUAGCCCAGGGGAAAAUCUGUGACCCUAUCCCUGUUCUCUGCCACUCAGUCAUCUUUUAAGACUUUCACAUUUUCAGCUCUUUUGGGAACUGUAUCAGUCAGGUCAGGCUGGGUUAUGCUGCAGUAACAAACAACCCCAGAAUCAGUGGCCCUAAUGGAGCAAAGAUUUCUUUCCCCAUUGUGGGUCAGCUGAGGGCCCUGCUCCCUGUUGUCUGUGUGCCCCAGGGCAGUGGGACAGCCUCUGUCUGGAGAGGUGCCAGUCCCUUUGGGACCGGGUAAGACAGAAAAUGGCAAAGCAGGCACUGCCUCUUAGAGCACUGACCUGGAUGUGAUGUAGUCACAUGUUCAUCAGUUGAUGGUCACGUGUCUGUGCCUCAGCCCAGAGGGUGGUGGGGUGAGGAAGUGUAGUCUUUUUGUGUGUCUGGGAGGAGGGGAAGGAGGGGAUAUUUUCUUUUUUUAAAAAAUUUUGGUACCAGGGAUCAAACUUGGGUCCUUGUGCUUGCACAGCAGGCAGUGAAACUGCUGAGCUAAAUCCCUGGCCCCAAGGAGGGGAUAUGUUCAGGUGCCCAAAUGCCAGCUGGGGGUCACAGGCAAAGCUGACCUCAUUUCUCUCCACAGUGGGCUGGGUUUGGAAUGGGACCGCUUAGAACCUUGUGGAUGACUCUUGCCUGAAGUUGAGUCAUGGCAAAUGCCCUCCCAAAAGUUAAUCCAAAGACAGUUGAUCCACCCUCUUAACUCAGGAAGGUAGUACUUUGAGUCUCAUUCCCCUCAAAAUGGUUAUAACAGUACAUACCUGCAGAGAGGUUUUUUUUUUGGUGGAUGAGAAUAAAAUGAUUUGAUAACACAUAAAA
This is a messenger RNA of Heterocephalus glaber (naked mole-rat), 3545 nucleotides long. RefSeq names its product outer dynein arm docking complex subunit 1 (gene Odad1). Gene Ontology annotation, biological process: outer dynein arm assembly; cilium movement. NCBI's taxonomy places the organism in Eukaryota, Metazoa, Chordata, Mammalia, Rodentia, Bathyergidae. Gene Ontology annotation, cellular component: axoneme. The record is from RefSeq and is a predicted model, not a curated record.